AUGACUGGUCAGAUAUAUUUCAGUAAAUUCCUCGUUACCGAGCAAGUAUUUUACGUAUCUAAACAUACUUUUGCAUUGGUUAACUUAAAACCUAUUGUUCCUGGUCAUAUAUUAAUUGUUCCAUUAAGAACUUCCGCAAUAACUUUGGGAUCGUUAACCCCUGAAGAAUCUCAAGAUUAUUUUAGAACCUUACAAUUGAUACAACAAUUCAUUAAAUGGGAAUACAAGGCAGAUUCUUUGAAUAUUGCUAUGCAGGAUGGUCCAGAAGCAGGUCAAUCUGUACCACAUGUCCAUACGCAUGUAAUACCAAGAUAUAGAAAGAAUAAUUUUGGUGACGAAAUAUAUAAGAAGAUAGACGAUUGGCAAUUCAGAAGAGAUAUAUAUUUAGGAAAUGGAGGUCGUGAGGGAAGGAAGCAAGAUGCUUCUAAUUUUGCUCCAGACCGGGAAAGAUUUGAACGUGAUGCAACUGUUAUGCAUGAAGAAGCACGUACUUUAAAGAAAAGAUUAGGAGAAUUCGUUAAAGAAUUCCCUGAGAUUAAUGAAAAAUGGGGCGAACAUAAUUGA
Maudiozyma saulgeensis is the source of this 564-nucleotide messenger RNA. NCBI's taxonomy places the organism in Eukaryota, Fungi, Ascomycota, Saccharomycetes, Saccharomycetales, Saccharomycetaceae. The record is from the annotation of a GenBank genome assembly.